Atta colombica is the source of this 633-nucleotide messenger RNA. Its product is annotated as 60S ribosomal protein L14-like. The annotation marks the transcript as partial. Gene Ontology annotation, molecular function: structural constituent of ribosome; RNA binding. Gene Ontology annotation, cellular component: ribosome; cytosolic large ribosomal subunit. Gene Ontology annotation, biological process: ribosomal large subunit biogenesis; translation. The transcript has 4 exons. The record is from RefSeq and is a predicted model, not a curated record. Lineage: Eukaryota; Metazoa; Arthropoda; Insecta; Hymenoptera; Formicidae.
AUUUUUCUUUUAUUUAUAUACAUUCUAAGCCAAAGAUUUGUACAAUCUGGCCGUGUGGCCUAUGUGAGCGACGGUCCUUAUCAAGGCAAAUUAGUUACCAUCAUUGAUGUCACUGAUCAGAAUCAGAUUCUAGUCGAUAGUCCAUUAUCAGGUGUAUUCCGUGGUGAGAUGAGACUCGAUGAGCUUCACUUGACAAAAUUCCGUUUACGUUUUCCGUUUUCUGGAUCUUCUCGUGUCGUGCGUAAAGCGUGGGAUGCGGCUAAUAUUAAUGAACUUUGGAAAGAGACGAUGUGGGCCAAAAAAGUUGAAGCCAAGAAAAAGCGUACAGAGCUCAACGAUUUUGACCGCUUCAAGCUGCGUAAAGCGAGGCAGAUAAGAAAUAAGUUGCGGACAGAUGCGUUUUACAGAUUAAAAAAAAAAAUUAAAGUUGGCGAUACAGCGAGUAAAAGUACAAAAAAAAAAACUGAAAAGAAAUAAUAUUCUAAAUUAAAUAUAAGAUUAUGGAAAGUCUGAUUAUUUAUCAUAUUCCUAGUAAUUUAUCAUUAUUUUAUGUUUCUUUAUAUUCCUUUUAUGUUUCUUAUUACUACAAAAAAUUAUUAGUUAAUAAUAAAGAUUGAACUUGAUUAAGAUCGA